This is a messenger RNA of Notothenia coriiceps (black rockcod), 1890 nucleotides long. RefSeq names its product HEAT repeat-containing protein 2. The transcript has 7 exons. The annotation marks the transcript as partial. Gene Ontology annotation, biological process: cilium movement; outer dynein arm assembly; inner dynein arm assembly. The record is from RefSeq and is a predicted model, not a curated record. Lineage: Eukaryota; Metazoa; Chordata; Actinopteri; Perciformes; Nototheniidae. Gene Ontology annotation, molecular function: dynein intermediate chain binding. Gene Ontology annotation, cellular component: cytoplasm.
AUAAUUAACCCAGUUAACAUGAGUGUAGUUCCUGUGUAUUAUUGACCAGCAGACCAGCAAGGCAACACAAAACACAUCAAUAAUUCAAAGUUAUUAAACCACAGGUUUUCCUGAAAUUGGGCUACAAUGCCACAAUCGAAGCACAGAUUGUGGACCUCUAAAAUAUAAACUUCAAUUUAUCAAUCAGUCUCUCCUGAAAAUAUUUAAAACAUAGAUGUAUCCGACAUUUAGAUUCAAAGGACUAGAGAGCUGCGAGCAGUAGCAACAGGAAAGAUUUUGAGUGCAAAUAAAGUUUGAGCAUUUGAAUCGGAAGCUGUCGUAAAGCAGCCGUUUGUUUUGUCGUGCAGCUGCAGGUUGCCAUAACGAUAACAGUCAAGAUGGCAGCGAUGGCGGCUGGAGAUGAGCAUGCUUCCUCUGAAAUAUUGAGAGGACUCGCCAGACAUUUAAAUUGUCUAAACGAAGACAAUAAGUCGACAAGGAAGAGGGCUCUGGAGCUGAUAAAGAGGGAGACAGUAGAUAAAGGACUUUCCAGCAGCGUGUUACAGGAGCUUUUCUCUGCCCUACUCAAGCCUCUCCUUAAAUGCCUGUCAGACCCGAUGGAAAGAUGCAGAGAAACCGCACUAACAAUGACAACAGAGUUUAUUCGUUGUGUCCCUAAACCGGAGGAGUCGCUGCCUUAUCUAAUGCCCUGUCUGGCUCAGAGGCUCGGGGAGAAGGAGACCCUGGAGACGGCGGAAGAACUCCGGCUGUUGGCUGUGGAGAUGUUGACUCUGACGGUGGAGGUGUGCGGGAAGCAUUUAGCCCCAUAUCUCACAGACAUGAUCAACAUACUGCAGAGAACCAUCGUCGAUCCGUUCCCAGAUGUCAGGAGAGAAAGUUGCAAAUGCACCAUAAACGUGGCAAAGUCUCUGCCAGAGCACUUUCACAUGCAGGCUGAGAGCCUCAUGAAGCCUCUCAUGGAGACGAUUGCUCAUCAACACUCACGGGUUCGAGUCUCAGUCAUCGAAGCCACCGGGGCUGUCAUUCAGCACAGCAACGGGAAAAACGUGGAUGACGUGCUCUCUCACCUGGCUCAGAGACUGUUUGAUGACUCGCCACAGGUGAGAAGAGCUGUGACUGUGGUCGUUGGUGAUUGGCUACUUCAAAUGAAAGACAGAUACUCUUAUUUCCACAAACUCGUCCCACUCUUGCUGACCUGUAUUAGUGAUGAGAUCCCAGAAAUAAGCUGUCUAGCUGCUGAUUUAUGGAAGCAGGUAGGCGCCCAGUGGGAGAAGGAGAAUGAAGACGAUAUCAAGGACAAGUUAGACUUUCUUCUCUCCCAACCUCCAUUCUACCCACAAGGAGUGGAGCGUCCAGGGCUUGGCUGCAGAGAGCUGGUGGUGAGACACCUGGGUCGGCUGGUGCCGGCCAUUAGCAACGACAUAACGGACUGGCUGGUGCCCACGCGGGUCAGGACCUCUCAGCUGCUCUCCCUGCUGCUGCUCCACGCCGAGGACCACAGCGUCCAGCAUCUGCAGCCCCUCCUGGCCAUCCUCUACCGCGCCAGCACCGACGCGGAGAGGGACGUGGUCAGCAAUGUUGUGUACUUGGAGCAGUUGUUGGGCUGUGUGGAUGCACUGCUGUGUCAGAGCGAGUCAGACUGCAGUGCAGUGAGCCUGCAGCUGCUGCAGGUGCUGGUCACUGUCCAGAGCCUCUGUCCAGAGCCACAUCUCAGCGAAAAGGCGUUGGAGAGCGUGCAGUGUUUGUGUAAGGUGCAGGGUCUGGACUCAGUGAAGGAUCUCUAUAGACAACAUAUGGGCCAGCUGCUGGGCUGGCUGUCGGCCUCUGUCAACACCUGGUCCAGUUACUCCCCGCAGAGACUCCAACUGCAUAUCAUAGUCAUACAAUCAG